AUGUUCGAUGAUAUGUCGCAAAGUCUUGAUGAUGAAGCUUUCAUGCACGCGACAAAUGUGGGAAAUGAUGAUUGUGUCGCACGAAAAAUGAUUGCGCAAGGAUUAUUUCGAGUGAGGAACAUGAAAGGCGAGAAGAAGAAGAAACAAGGAAAAGCUUUCACUUUUCAUCAUUGCUACAAAGAGCUUAAGGAUGAGGAGAAGUGGAAAACUAGAGAGACUUUUGAUGCUUCGAAGAAGAAGAGUGUGGUGAUUGAGGAUGAAGAUGUCGCCGUCGAGAGGAGUGAGGCCGAGUGGCGGAGGGCGGCGGCCGAGGAGAGGUUGGCGGCGACCGAGGAGAGGAAGGUGGACCUAGAGGAGAAAAAGGCCGCGGCCGAGCAGAUGAAGAUGGUCAAGGAGAAGGCACUCAAGUUUAUGUUUAUGGAUACAUCUACUCUUGAUCCCAAGGCAAAGGCCUAUGUUGAACUUUGUCGCGAUGAAAUGCUCAUGAAGAAGCCAAUGCUCAUGAGGCAAAUGAUGAUGGGAGGAGGCAUGGGAGGUGCCAUGGGAGGAGGCAUGGGAGGUGCCAUGGGUGGCUACAUGAACAUGAUGGGAGGUGUCAUGAAUGGUGCAUUUGGCGGAAACAUGGGAGGUGGCUUCGGUGGCAACAUAGAAGGUGGCUUUGGUGGCAUGGGAGGUGGCUUCGGAGGCAACAUGACCGGCAUGGGAGGUGGCUUUGGUGGCAACAUGAUGGGUGGCUUCGGAGGUGACUAUGGCGACAACAUGAGUGUCGUUGGAGGUGGCUUCGUCGGCAACAUGACCGGCAUGGGAGGCAAUGAAGGUGCUUCGGGUGCUCCUGGCAAUGAGACUUCACCGUUUCAUAACGUCGACAAAGAAGCCGGUGAUGAUGAUGAUCGUACCACGUGUGCCCAUGUCAUGGCCAUGGCCGUCCAGAAGCUGUUCCCCGACUCCAAAGUGACCAUAGGCCCCUGGAUAGACAAUGGCUUCUACUACGACUUCGACAUGGAGCCCCUGACGGAUAAGGACCUCAAGAAGAUCAAGAAGGAGAUGGACCGAAUCAUUCGACGGAACCUUCCAUUGGUGAGGGAGGAGGUGUCCAGGGAAGAGGCUCAAAAGAGGAUCCAAGCACUUAACGAGCCAUAUAAGCUGGAGAUUUUGGAGAGAAUUAAGGAAGAACCCAUCACAAUUUAUCACAUUGGAGAAGAGUGGUGGGAUCUGUGUGCUGGCCCUCAUGUUGAGUCUACUGGCAAGAUACAGAGAAAGGCUGUUGAGCUUGAGUCUGUUGCUGGUGCUUACUGGAGGGGUGAUGAGAAUAAUCAAAUGCUACAAAGGAUAUAUGGGACUGCAUGGGAGAGUGAAGAUCAAUUGAAGGCUUACAUCCACUUCAAGGAGGAGGCCAAGCGCAGAGACCAUCGGCGACUAGGUCAGGACCUUGAUCUGUUCUCUAUACAGGAAGAUGCUGGUGGGGGUUUAGUAUUCUGGCAUCCAAAAGGUGCUAUCAUCAGACACAUUUUAGAAGAUUCGUGGAAACAAACUCACCUGCAACGUGGUUAUGAUCUAUUGUACACUCCGCAUGUUGCGAAGGCUGAUCUCUGGAAGAUUAGCGGACAUAUAGAUUUCUACAAAGAGAAUAUGUACAACCAAAUGGAUGUAGAAGAUGAGCCAUAUCAACUUCGGCCCAUGAAUUGCCCUUACCACAUCUUGGUAUACAAGAGAAAGCUACAAUCAUACAGGGAUUUACCCAUCAGAGUGGCAGAGCUUGGAACUGUCUAUAGAUAUGAGCUCUCUGGUGCUCUGCAUGGGCUGUUCCGCGUAAGAGGGUUCACACAGGAUGAUGCCCACAUAUUUUGUCUCGAAGACCAGAUAAAAGAUGAAAUUAGAGGAGUUCUUGAUUUAACUGAAGAAAUACUGGGGCAGUUUGGCUUCCGGAAUUAUGAGGUAAACCUUUCAACCAGGCCAGAAAAAUCUGUUGGCAGUGACGACAUAUGGGAAAAGGCAACAAUUGCUCUGAAAGAUGCGCUAGAUGAUAAAGGUUGGGGAUACACGGUUGAUGAAGGGGGAGGUGCUUUCUAUGGUCCAAAAAUUGAUUUGAAAAUUGAGGACGCUCUUGGAAGAAAAUGGCAAUGUUCCACUGUGCAGGUUGACUUCAAUUUGCCUGAACGGUUUGACAUCACUUAUGUUGACUCGCAUACUGAGAAGAAACGGCCUAUCAUGAUUCAUAGAGCCAUCCUUGGGUCUUUGGAGCGCUUUUUUGGCAUCCUCAUUGAAAACUACGCUGGUGAUUUUCCACUUUGGCUUGCUCCAACCCAAGCUCGUAUUCUACCUGUCACAAACAAUGAGCUGCAGUACUGUAAUGAGGUGGCUUCAGAACUGAAAUCGAGAGGUAUCCGCGCCGAGGUAUGCCACGGCGAACGUCUGCCGAAGUUAAUCAGAAACGCCGAAACACAAAAGGUGCCGCUCAUGGCGGUCGUUGGCCCCAAGGAAGUCGAAGCUAGGACUCUCACCAUCAGGCGGGGGACCCGACCCGACCCGAUUGAUUGGGGCAUCGCUCGCUGCGGGUGGGACGGCGUCGUGCGGAUCUAUGAUUGGAGCGUGAUGGACGGACCAAAUUUUACCGGGCAAGUCGACAACACCUGGGACAAAAACCUGCAGGCUGGAGGACACUGGGAUAGAGCCGUCAUCUUCCUGGGCGGAAAGGGUGGAGAAACGUGGAUUACCCCUAAAGCCUUUGCAGCUAUUUGUAAUUCGCGAUUUAUAAUUAUGAAGCGUGGCACUUCUAAUGCCAGGAUUGCUAUGGGGAAAAUUAAUUGCGGCGAGCUGGAGGAGGAAGACGAGGACGGCGAGAAGGUCCCCGAGCACAUCGACCUCGGCCCCAUCCUCAGCAUCAAGGACCAGCUCGAGAAGGACAAGGACGACGAGAGCCUGAGGAGGUGGAAGGAGCAGCUGCUCGGCAGCGUGGAUUUGAACUCCGUGGGAGAGACGCUGGAGCCGGACGUGAAGAUUAUGAGCCUGUCCAUCCAGUCCCCCGGGCGGCCGGACAUCUUCCUGCCGCUGCCGGUGGAGCCCAGCAGCGGCAAGGGGGUGUGGUUCACCCUCAAGGAAGGCUCCCCGUACAAGCUCAAGUUCACCUUCUCCGUCAGCAACAACAUCGUCUCCGGCCUCCGCUACACCAACACCGUCUGGAAGACCGGCAUCAAAGUUGACAGCACAAAGGAGAUGCUGGGCACGUUCAGCCCGCAGCCGGAGCCGUACGCGUACGUGACGCCGGAGGAGACCACGCCGUCCGGGAUGUUCGCCCGGGGAUCCUACUCUGCCAAGACCAAGUUCCUGGACGACGACCGGAAGUGCUACCUGCAGAUCAAUUACACCUUCGACAUACGCCGGGAGUGGCCGUCGUCAGGCUGAGUCCGACCUGUGUGGCCGCCGUGUAGAAGUGAUACGUGCCUGCCUGCCUGCCUGCCUGGGUUACUACUGUUGCCGUUGAAGCAGAUCGGUCUUUGUUUCGCUUGCGUUUUACUACCUGUUUUUCGUGGUUGCCCUUAGGGCUCUUGUUUCCUGUGGUGCGUCCGUGCGUGUAAAUUGGUUCGGUUUAUGUGUAAUGCCAGUGCGUCCCCGUGUCUGUGUGUGUGAGAGAGCGCUUUGCCAGGGUCUGUUUUGAAGAACGAGCUGUAAUGUUGAGUUCAUGUAAUGCACCGGAGCAAUGCAGCUGCACGCACUUCGUGUAAUGCUCGAGAAAGAAAGGAUUAUUUGCCACUCA
Molecule: messenger RNA, 3754 nt
Organism: Triticum aestivum (bread wheat)
Lineage: Eukaryota; Viridiplantae; Streptophyta; Magnoliopsida; Poales; Poaceae
Product: threonine--tRNA ligase, chloroplastic/mitochondrial 2
Exons: 18
Coding region: 1-3402 (1133 amino acids)
Biological process (GO): Rho protein signal transduction; threonyl-tRNA aminoacylation
Cellular component (GO): cytoplasm; chloroplast stroma
Molecular function (GO): protein binding; threonine-tRNA ligase activity; ATP binding
Source: RefSeq, a predicted model, not a curated record